AUGUUUAUUUAUUUGUUUUUAACACUUUUUGUGCUUAAAACCCAAUCUUAUGAAUGCGACUGUCAACCAAUCGGAAUUGAUCAAUCUUUAGGUUUUUGUUCAAAUGGAAAUUUUAAUUGUAAUCAGUUCAAUUCGUCAACUUAUUCUUUGUGUUUAAAUAAAGAUUUUCGAUUUACUGAACUGACAAUAUUUGGUUCACUUCUAAUUUCAUCCCCAAAUGUUAUUACAAUCAAUUCCAGAGCUUGGGUUGAUGCUUUUCAACUAUUUUAUAUCAGCAAAGACACCACUGUUGUUCUAAAUGGAUCAUUUCACUCGGAACAUAAUUUUACUGUCGAAGAUAAUUCGACAAUAAAAGUUUUUGGUUCUUUUUCAAUUAGUGGAGAAUUGUUGAUUGAAAACCCACAACUUGAUAAGCCCCCAAUUGUGUUAUGGAAAUCUGAUUGGCUUCACUUGUACACAAAUACCACUGAUAAAAAUUUUUAUAUAACAAAUCCCACUGGAAAUUCAAAGUGUUUUGACGUGUUUUCAAUGAACAAUUCUAAUUGUUUUAACUUUGACAAUGAUGACUCUCAUUUACAUACAACAGACUUCCCUUAUAAUUUUACUGAUGGAACUGCAUUUCUUUUAUCAAAAAAUAGACUGUUGAGAUUUUGUCCAAAAAAUACAACACUCGAAAGAACCGUGGUGUGUACUUUAAAUCAAAGUGUAUAUCAAACAAGUUACAAUGGAAAUAAAAAUUAUCCGUUUGAAUAUCCACACUGCCCAUGUGACGACGAAGACACAAAUUGCUAUUUAAAUUUGAAUCAAAACGUUUCAAUUGUCGAUUUUCAAAACGUACAAAUGCUAAAUACAAUUUUUGUGAUUGAUAAAAAUGUUGACAUUCAUAAUGCAAAUAAUAUCAAAGAAAUUCAAAUCAAAGACGAUGUCCGUGUUAAUAUUACAUCGCUGUUUAAUUAUUUCAGUACCAACUUUUCAUUUGGAACAUUAACUGUAACAGACACAAAUACACAAAAUUCAUAUUCUUUUAAUUACAAUUCGACAACACACACAUUGACAGUAGCUCCAAAAUUGAUUUUUGAUAUUGAAAUAUUCAGUCAAAUUACAGAAAUAAAAAUUGAUGUGGAAGUAACUAUCGAAAAUAUUUUAAUAAGUGGAAAAUGCUUUGUAUUCUUUGGAGAAAAUGUGACAGAAGUACAUUAUUUAUCAUUCACCCAAUCAUUUAAUGCGAGUGAUGUCGGUGUGUUGUAUUUUGAGAAAGAUAAAACUUACAAUUUAAUUAGUCCGGAUUGUAUUCUGAUGAAAAGAUCAUUUUCAAGUACAAUUUGUUUAAAAUGUAAUACAAACACAAAACUUGGAAAUGGAAAGUGUGUUGGUCUAUCACAAAAUUGCAAAACAAUCAACUCGGAAAAUUAUUGUGUCGAAUGUCAAUAUGGUUAUUAUUUGAAUGCCAAUAAUGAUUGUAUACAAUCUAAUAACAAUUGUCAAGUUGGUAAUGAAAACGUGUGUAUUAAAUGUGUAAGUAAUUAUAUUAUUGAUAAUGGACAAUGCACAAAAAACAAAGACUGUAAAGCAACGAACGGGAUUAAUUGUAUUAAAUGUUAUAAAGGAGAACUCAACGCCAAUUGUGGUUCAUGCAGUGAUGUCAAUUGUAUGACAUGUGAAAACAACAGGUGUAUUGUAUGUAAUGAUGGCUAUUAUCUUGGAGAUGAUGGAAUGUGCCAGUUAACAAUCGACACAUCGAUUUAUGUAUACAACGACAUUAUUUACUGUAAAGAUGGGUAUUACAUAGAUAACUCUGAGUGCAAAAGUUGCUCAACAAAUAAUGCGAAUUGGAUGAAAUGUGAUGUUGAGAAGCCAAUCAAAUGUUCAAAUGAUUUUGAAAUCACAGAGAGUGGUAGUUGUGAAUCGAUAACUUGCAAAAACAAUGAAAAGAUAGAACAGAAUGGGAGGUGUUCUGUAACACAAAAUAAGUGUGCGUUUACACUAAAUAAUAAAUGUGUUGAAUGUACUGAUAAUUACACGAUAGACGAUAAUGGAAAUUGCAUACAAAACAAUGGAGAAAUUGAACAAUCCAAUUGGUCAUUUUUUCAGCAUUUUCGGCUCCCCAAAAUGCACCCAUAUUUAUUUCGAAUUGUUUUGUGA
Molecule: messenger RNA, 2142 nt
Organism: Entamoeba invadens IP1
Lineage: Eukaryota; Evosea; Mastigamoebida; Endamoebidae
Exons: 1
Coding region: 1-2142 (713 amino acids)
Source: RefSeq, a predicted model, not a curated record